Molecule: messenger RNA, 3674 nt
Organism: Diaporthe batatas
Lineage: Eukaryota; Fungi; Ascomycota; Sordariomycetes; Diaporthales; Diaporthaceae
Exons: 5
Coding region: 1302-2963 (553 amino acids)
Biological process (GO): superoxide anion generation; defense response
Cellular component (GO): plasma membrane; NADPH oxidase complex
Molecular function (GO): superoxide-generating NAD(P)H oxidase activity
Source: RefSeq, a predicted model, not a curated record
CUCGGUCGAAGGCCGCCUGGGUUGGGUUUAGCGUUCGCCGUCAAGUCGUCCCAAGAGUCCCUCUGGCGAAUCCCAGCCGUCCCUGGCGGCCAUGCAGCUCUCCAUCUUGCCUCUCACUUCUCCAUCCUAAGCGCCGGCCUCGUGGUGGUCACACCUCUGCAGGUUGCACACGAAUGCCUAUUCUUAGGUGGCCCGGCGCCCAGGCCCCUCCAUUCGACUGGAGAGGUCGAAGACAUCUUGCCCUCUCCUCCUGAGUCUGAACGUAAACCUCCCCCGAUGCACUCUACAUCUACCUCGACGACAAUAUGAUGAAAGAAGUGCAUUUGCGCGCUGACAGAUAACAUCAACGCGCCGCCGCCGCCGCUGCUCGAGUUGCAUGCUACCAGAUCCUGGUCCGGGCCGAAACACCAGAUCGGCCACGCUGCACCCCCGGUUCUGGUCAUCUCUAACGCGGCUCGUCUCAACUCUUCCACUACUAGUGUGUCGCAUUGCUCUGCCAGUCUGACAGCACCAGACCUUGGUCCCAUCUGACACGGGCUCUCCCCUAAGCGAAACCCUUUCCAACGUCUGAUCUACCUCCUCGGCAGGGACACCUCCCAGACUAGGGCUUGGCCUGGCCUCUGCCCUGACCUCGUCCCAAAACCCUCGUUAACCCGGCUGUGGCGGGCAACUUUGCUCCCGUUGACUCGAUCUAUGGGACCAAAAGAGGGCUGGAAUCCGCAAGUGGAUUAGACGUUUCAUGGACGAACUGACAUCCGAACACUGGAUUUCAGGGUCAUUGAGACUACCAGAGUCUGAUCUAGGGGGAAUUGGCCGUUUCUGCGCGCUCUCUGGAUUGGGCUUAGACUGCUCUCAUUGGUCUUCUGGGCCACACUGGACGUGGUGUUUCGUCCUCGGGCCUUUAUGACUACCCCCUCCGCCCACUAUCAAAGUCUCGGCAACCUUUAACCUCUCUACUCCCCCCUCGACGGCCCAGGCUGAAGUACUGUCCAUUUACCACGAGCCUUUUUUUCCUUGGCAUUCUUUCCUUUCAGUCGCUGCUGGCUCAGAUCGCUCUUUAAUUCAUCAACAACAUCGAGCCGACUUGUCUGUUCGAAUCUCUUGUCCGGUAUAGAAUAUUGUAAUAAGGGAAAGGUGGAUCCGAGGCCGACUCGCUUGGGAUUCUUGCCACGACGCGCACCGAUUUUCGACGAGGUCACCACCAGCCAAAUUCACAACGAGCUGCCCAUACGUCGCCGGUCGACUAAGUAAUUCGCUUUUUGCUGGGGAAAGAAGAGGGAGGAUCCCCGACGGCAUUCAAGAUGGGCUACGGCACGUUGGUCAAGAAGCAGUUUACUGUUCCGAAACUGUCCUUCUACUUCAUUUUCUGGGGCAUUCACUUUUUUCUGUUCGGCUAUGGAUGGUAUAAGCAAGCAUCCGACCCUCGACUCGCCGGUCUCAACGGUCUCCAGUUCUCCGUCUGGAUCUCGCGUGGUGCUGGAUUGGUAUUGAGUUUCGACGGUCUGUUCAUAUUGCUUCCAGUAUGUCGGACACUGGUGAGAUGGCUUCGACCCAAGAUCAGGUUCAUCCCUCUGGACGAGAACCUGUGGUUUCAUCGUCAGGUCGCAUAUGCAAUGCUGUUCUUCACCGUUGCACACGUCACUGCUCACUACGUCAACUUCUUCAACGUUGAGGUAACGCAAAUCCGACCGGUUCUCGCCCUGCAGAUCCACUAUGCCCAGCCUGGCGGUAUCACCGGCCACAUCAUGCUUCUCUGCAUGCUUCUGAUGUAUACAACUGCGCACCACAGAAUCCGACAGCAGUCAUUCGAGACCUUCUGGUACACCCACCACCUCUUCAUCCCUUUCAUCCUUGGACUCUACACGCACGCAGUCGGCUGUUUCGUGCGUGACAGCGCCAACGCGUUCUCGCCUUUUGCCGGGGACAUCUUCUGGACUCACUGCAUCGGAUACCAGGGCUGGAGAUGGGAGACCUUUGGCGGUGGAAUCUACCUUAUGGAGCGUCUGUACCGUGAGAUCAGGGCCCGCCGUUCAACCAAGAUUACUCGUGUUGUUCGCCACCCCUAUGAUGUCGUCGAGAUCCAGUUCUCGAAGCCCUCUUUCAAGUACAAGGCCGGACAGUGGCUCUUCCUGCAGCUGCCUUCCGUGUCCAAGUACCAGUGGCACCCGUUCACCAUUACCUCGUGCUCCUACGACCCCUAUGUCUCUGUCCACGUCCGCCAGGUUGGUGACUUCACGCGGGCGCUUGGUGACGCUGUUGGUGCCGGUGGCGCACAGGCCAAGCUGUACGAGGGCGUGGACCCGAUGGGAAUGUACGAGGUGGCGCUGCAGAACGGACAGCAGAUGCCUGCGCUCCGGAUCGAUGGACCUUACGGUGCACCUGCCGAGGACGUGUUCGACAACGAGAUCGCGGUGCUGGUCGGCACGGGUAUCGGUGUGACGCCCUGGGCGGCCAUCCUGAAGAACAUCUGGCACCUGCGCAACAGCCCGAACCCGCCCACACGUCUUCGCCGAGUCGAGUUCCUGUGGAUUUGCAAGGACACCAACUCGUUCGAGUGGUUCCAGACCCUCCUGUCGUCGCUCGAGCAGCAGUCCACCGAGGCGGCCCGCAUCCCGGGCAGCUCGGGCGUCGAGUUCCUCAAGAUCCACACCUACCUGACGCAGAAGCUGGACCAGGACACCAUGAACAACAUUGUGCUGAACUCUGUCGGUGCUGAGGUGGACCCUCUUACCGAGCUCAAGGCCCGUACCAACUUUGGUCGACCCGAUUUCUGCAGGCUGUUCACUGGUAUGAGGGACGGAAUCCUGGACCGCUCGUACCUGAACGGUCUUGAGGGUAGCAUGAGGACGACCGUCGGUGUUUACUUCUGUGGUCCCUCGGCAGCUGCUCGCGAUAUCAAGAAGGCAUGUAAGGCCGCCACUGUCCGUGAGGUCGACUUCCGUUUCUGGAAGGAACACUUCUAGACGGGGCCAUUUUGCUUGUCUCUUUUUUAAGAAAAAGGGAAAAAAACACCAUGUCAUGUCUAUGGGGUGUCGUCACAAUCCACGCAUUCCCAAAACAUUAUACCACGACGCAUGAUGGGCUGGAUGAAACCGGGGGCUUCCGAUACGGCUGAAACCCACCAGAGGAGAGCGGACCGGGGGAGACUCAUGGACACGGACCACAGGCACAGGCAGCAUCUGUGGUGGUUGCAUCAACAAAGCGCCCGAACUUGGACGUGGAGAACGGGUGGGGCUUGAGUAGAUGGUUUUUUGAACUGGUGGCACUGCCAGUUUUUUGUCAAAAAUAUCAACGGUCUGUCUCGACCCAACUUGGGCGACGGGGAGAUCUGCGAGUUGAUUUUCCUUGGAUUUCAAGGUCGAGGGGAUCUCUUGUCCAUAAUGUUCUUCCUGUCAAUCAACUCGUCAAUUACUAUUUUUUUUUUCUUCUCGUCAAUUACCAUUCUACAUAAGACAAUGCGAGAAUUUGCAAAUUUAUCAUCAGUCUUGGUCCCGAAUAAAAUAGGCAUCUACCAACUAUCCUACUCUGGAGCAGUGACAGCGGGCGGGUAAGGCAGAAUGGAAGAGCGGAACGGAAAGAGAGAAUGGGCAAAAGCCAGUCCCACAAUGGGAGCGGCGGAGCGGGACGCAGUCAGUGGUGGGCGGCGGUGUUGCUCGCCUGCUUGCUUGCCUUGC